UAAAAAAAAAAAAAGUCAGGACACGGCAGCGUUCAUUCAUUCCUUCAACGGACAUCGAAAGGUGGCGGACGUUUGCUGCUUGGCCGAUAAGACUAUUAUGCAACCACCUGCGAGCCGCUAGACUCCACACCGCUCGAAAAUCCUCAUCUUUACAUCCUUUAAAAACAUCCUCGACGUCCGCUAUGCCGUCCCUGCGACACUCUUACACGGUGACAGCACCGGAGGAAACGGCCACCGCUCUCCCCGCAGUCAAGCCCGAUUUACGGCGUAAGGGUCCGUCCUUGUCCCGGUCCAUGCUGGUGUCCACAUUCAUGGGUCUGAUCAUCAACCAGGCCAAGAAGCAGAGUCCACAAGGCUUGGCGGGACUGAAGAACCUGGGCAACACCUGUUUCAUGAACUCGAUUCUUCAGUGUUUGAGUAACACCCCAGAGUUGAGGGACUAUUGCCUGAGGGACGUCCAUCAAACCGACCUGAACAACAACAGCAGGACCACUUCGGCUCUUGUUGACGCAUUCGUCAAGCUGACUAAGAGCUUGUGGACGUCCGUCAACAACGAGACUGUCACGCCCUCGGACUUCAGGAACCAGGUCCAGCUGUACGCUCCCAAGUUCGCAGGAUGCAAUCAGCAGGACGCCCAGGAGUUCCUGCGCUUCCUGCUGGACGGCCUCCAUAACGAGGUGAACAGGGUGACGGUGUGCCCGAGCCUGCCUGCCGGGGACUUUGACCACCUCUCGGAGGAGGAAAAAGCCAAGCGAAUGUGGAGCAUGUAUUUGGAGAGGGAGGACAGCAAAGUCGUGGAUUUGUUUGUGGGGCAGCUGAAGAGCUCCCUGACCUGCACCGUCUGCGGCUUCCGCUCCACCGUCUUCGAGCCCUUCUGGGACCUCUCCAUACCGAUCGCACCGAGGACGUCGGGCGAGGUGACUCUCCGAGAUUGCCUGAGGGUCUUUACCAAGGAGGAUGUGCUGGACGGAGACGAGAGACCGACUUGCAACCGAUGCAAAGCCAGGCGAAAAUGCACCAAAAGGUUCAGCAUUCAGAAGUUCCCUCAGAUUCUUGUGCUUCACCUGAAGCGUUUCUCCGACUCCAGCGUCCGAGCCAGCAAGCUGUCCACGUACGUCAACUUCCCCCUCAAGGAGCUUGACCUGCGGGAGUUCGCCUCAGAAGGCAGCGAGCGUGCUGUGUAUAACCUCUAUGCCGUAUCCAACCACUGGGGGAACACGCUGGGAGGCCAUUACACCGCCUAUUGUAAGAACGCCAUGGUGGGAGAGUGGUACAGCUACAACGACUGCAGGGUGAGCCCCAUGUCCUCCAGUCACGUCCGCAGCAGCAACGCCUACAUCCUCUUCUACGAGCUCGCCACCUCGCAGCACGCCAAAAGUCAGACGUGUCGCCUUUGAAAGCGCACCAAAAAAGAACUCCCCCCCCCCCCCCCAACGCCUGCGGACUAUAAAGACCGACUGCCGGGAUUUUGUGCAGGUGCGACACGUUUGAACUGAUGGACACCCUGGACUUGAAUUUCUAUCUUUCCUAGUCUUUUUGAGGAUUUAUUUUUUUUGUAUGCACUUUUGACUACUGAGAACAACUGCACUCUAUAAAUUAUUCGAGUCGACAUAACAGAGGAGGACGUUUUAGAAGAAGAGUGUGCGUGACAAAGCUUUAUUUUUGAAUGUACAACAAACUAAGGUGCUGACAGAGUGUAUAUACAGUGUAUAUAAAUAGGAUGUGUAAAUGUAGGAUUAAAAGUCAAUGUUAACUUA
This is a messenger RNA of Nerophis lumbriciformis (worm pipefish), 1757 nucleotides long. RefSeq names its product ubiquitin specific peptidase 2b (gene usp2b). Gene Ontology annotation, biological process: protein deubiquitination. Lineage: Eukaryota; Metazoa; Chordata; Actinopteri; Syngnathiformes; Syngnathidae. The record is from RefSeq and is a predicted model, not a curated record. Gene Ontology annotation, molecular function: cysteine-type deubiquitinase activity.